This is a messenger RNA of Hordeum vulgare subsp. vulgare (domesticated barley), 1021 nucleotides long. Its product is annotated as vacuolar protein sorting-associated protein 29. Gene Ontology annotation, biological process: intracellular protein transport; retrograde transport, endosome to Golgi. The transcript is spliced from 3 exons. NCBI's taxonomy places the organism in Eukaryota, Viridiplantae, Streptophyta, Magnoliopsida, Poales, Poaceae. The record is from RefSeq and is a predicted model, not a curated record. Gene Ontology annotation, cellular component: endosome; retromer complex. The coding region runs from base 296 to 862 and encodes 188 amino acids.
UUGGAUGUUUUGAGGACCAAAGUGAGCUGUCUCGACAAAUUUGAGGGCCAUACGUGCACUUCACCUGAGAACGAACGUGCUAGGGAUUUGAGUGGAAUACCUUUUUUUUAUUGAAACGGAGGCAAAGAUUGCCUCCUCAUCAUCAAGCUUCCCAAAUCUAUCAAUUAAGCAGAACAGAAUUGCGGAGCGAAAACCGGAACAACCAGAUUUGAUCAUCGCGUUCUAGGAGAGCAGAGCGGGCUGAGGGAUUCGGAUCACACAACCACACAACCACCGCGAUCUCCAAUCAAAUCCAAUGGUGCUGGUCUUGGCGCUGGGCGAUCUGCACAUCCCGCACCGUGCGCCCGACCUGCCCGCCAAGUUCAAGUCCAUGCUCGUCCCGGGCAAGAUCCAGCACAUCAUCUGCACCGGGAACCUCUGCAUCAAGGAAGUUCACGACUACCUUAAAAGCCUUUGUCCUGAUCUCCACAUUACCAGAGGUGAAUAUGAUGAGGAUGCUCGUUACCCAGAGACUAAAACAGUUACUAUUGGCCAGUUCAAGCUAGGGCUAUGCCAUGGCCAUCAGGUUGUUCCAUGGGGCGACCUGGACUCCCUAGCGAUGCUUCAGCGGCAGCUGGAUGUGGACAUCCUCGUCACCGGGCACACCCAUCAGUUCAAGGCCUACAAGCACGAGGGGGGUGUCGUCAUCAACCCUGGCUCAGCCACGGGCGCCCACAGCAGCAUCACAUAUGACGUCAACCCGAGCUUCGUGCUCAUGGACAUUGAUGGCCUCCGUGUUGUUGUCUACGUGUACGAGCUCAUUGACGGCGAGGUGAAGGUUGACAAGAUCGACUUCAAGAAGACCGCCACGAUGCAUGGCUGAUGGCGCUUUCCACAUGACAGAAAUCCGAUCCUGUUUGUUCUUAUUUUUGCGCCCCCACCUUCCAGAGCUCUUUUGUUUUGUUUCCCGUACUAGUUGUACCCUCCUGCUCGAUAUGGAAAACCAGAGCUGUGUUUACAUAUUAAUGAAUGUGAUUACUCA